This is a messenger RNA of Labeo rohita (rohu), 1797 nucleotides long. RefSeq names its product eukaryotic translation initiation factor 3, subunit Ja (gene eif3ja). Gene Ontology annotation, cellular component: eukaryotic translation initiation factor 3 complex; cytoplasm. Gene Ontology annotation, molecular function: translation initiation factor activity. The record is from RefSeq and is a predicted model, not a curated record. Lineage: Eukaryota; Metazoa; Chordata; Actinopteri; Cypriniformes; Cyprinidae.
UCUUCGUGCAGUGUGUUGAGCUUCACGCGCUCAUUCCCCUCAGCGACUCCGACAUCAUGGCGGACGCCGAUUCUUGGGAUGCUGAUAGUUUCGAGCCUGAGGAGCCUAUCAAAAAGGCGGCAGCUCAUGACAAAUGGGAGGGCGAGGAUGAAGACGACGACGUGAAAGAUAAUUGGGAUGAUGAUGAAGAGGAAGAAAAGGAGGAGGAAAAAAUGUCAGUAUACAGUACCGAUCACAAGGUUCUGAACGAGGCUAAACCUACAGAAAAGAAGAAACUCAGUGAGAAAAUAAAAGAAAAGGAAAAUUUACAAAGAAAAAAACAAGAGGAGCUCAAAAAACAAAUAGAGGAGUCAAAAGACAGCACAGAACUCACACCAGAAGAGGAGCUGGCGGAAAAACUUAGAGUGAAAAAACUACAGGAGGAUUCAGACUUAGAACUAGCAAAAGAAGCAUUCGGUGUAGUAUCAAAUAAUGUUACAGGAAUUGAUGCGAUGAGUCCCUCUACAAAAGAUGACUUCACAGAGUUCGAGCGGUUGCUAAAAGAAAAAAUAUCUUCCUAUGAGAAAUCAAUACACUAUUCCAGCUUUUUAGAGACACUGUUUAGGGACCUGUGUCUUUCAUUGGAAGUUGAUGACUUGAAGAAAAUUAGCAACUCACUAACAGUGUUACUAAGUGAAAAGCAGAGGCAAGAAAAGGCAAACAAAGGUAAAAAGAAAAAGAAGGGUGUUUUACCAGGAGGAGGUUUAAAAGCCACAAUGAAAGAUGAUCUCGCGGACUACGGGCACUUCGACGGUGGUUAUGCACAAGACUAUGAGGAUUUCAUGUGACCAAGGCUUAACCCAUUGAUAGAGUUUGCUGAUUGCUGAACCACACACCUUAACAGCAUGACCUUACCCCACAGUCAAGCCCACUACCAGAACCAUGCUAGAAAACUGAACGCCAUCCCACGCAAUGCACACUCUCCCUUCAAAGAGGUUUAUGCAGAGAAUCUGCGGCAUUUUUCUCUGGUCUGUGAAUUUAGGUCAAUGUUUGUCGGAAUAACAAACCCGAUAAAACAAGGUCUCAGUAUCGAUUAAUCGUCACAGUCCAGGCAACAAAGAGUUAUUGUUCGGUAACUGCUAUUUCUUGGAAAUAAAUGACAUUCUAUGCAAAUUUCAGUCCGGAUUGAUCUCUCGUUGGAUCCGCUUCGACUAGUAUCCUUUUUGAAUGGGAUGUUUCUUUUGCAAACAAGGCCGAUUAACUUAACCUAUACAACCUAAAGUGGUGAUAUGGUAGUCACAUGGUUCAUAAACCAUGUCUACAAUCUUUUUUUUUUUUUUUUUUUUUGUUGGUAGAUGAUAGUGAGCUCAUUUGUUUAGAUAAGUAAAUCUAUAGUGUAGCGUACCUAAUGCUUCGAAAAUAACGCCGUUACGUUUGUAGCUCGUAAUGCAUUCCGUGAAAAGACCAAAAGUAUCACUAAAUGAACCGUUUUGAAAUUACAUUGCAGCGUUUUAGGAUUACCUCAAUUUUUGCAGAGCGAAUUAUGCGAAUAUUUACAAAUGCAGCACAUUAUGCAGAUACUCAUUUGACCUCAACCAUGCCAGCAAUGAGCGAGUGUGAUCUCACAUCACACGGUCUGCUGAUGAAUAAGGGACUGAACAUUGACGUAGGGUCGUUUCAAGGUGCCGUUCGGCCUUUCAUUUUUCGACAACUUACAGUGAUAGACAUGCUUCAGAGAGACUUACGAUCAGCAAAGACGAUGAUAGGACUCUGCACUGUUUUAUAAAGAUCUAAUUUAAUAAAAGUUGCUUAAAAUCC